AUGAUUAGAGAAGGCCAUAUUAGAGAAGUGACCUUUAUAGGAACUAAUACUGAUGUUAGACUUGUAGAUACAAAAAUAGAAUCUGAAUUUACAAUUUUAAGAAAUAAAAAUUGGAUAAUUUAUCGACCUAAAGAAGAAUUAGUGGUUUCUAGUUCUUCAUAUAAUAUUACAGAACAACAUGAAGAAUCUUCUAGUUCAUCAUACAAUAGAACAAGAUUUGAAUUACAACAUGAGGGAUCAAGCUCUUUACACAAUAGAACGAGAUUCGAAUCACAACAACUUGAUAAUGAUAAUUAUGAAUUAUUUAAUGAAUUUAAUAAUAAUUUUGAAUUAAAUGAAUUCAAAAAUUUUAAUGAUGACCAUUUAACUAUUUCACCUUCAAAUUUUCAAUCAAAAUUUUCUAACAUGACUGAUAUUUUUAAAAAUAUUAGAAAAUUUUUAAGAGAGCAAGAAAAUAUUACUGAAAAAGUUACAACCAUUGUUCUUGCUAAGAGUGUAGAUGUCGGUAGAAUCAUUCACGAUGUUUUACAAAAUUUUUGGAAUCUUUUGGCAAUUCCAAAUAAUUUUAAUCAAAUAUUUAUGGCAGGAGAAAUGUUUGAUGAAUGUACAACAGGAUCACUUAUUAUAGUUCCAAAUUCAAUUCU
Molecule: messenger RNA, 644 nt
Organism: Diversispora eburnea
Lineage: Eukaryota; Fungi; Glomeromycota; Glomeromycetes; Diversisporales; Diversisporaceae
Source: the annotation of a GenBank genome assembly